UUUUUUUUCUUAUUUGUUGUGGUGGUGGUCAUGGACUUUCCGGAUGAUAUUUCGGUAUGGGAAUUUACGGAACGUGAGAAAAGCACUUAUAGAUCCGCAUUUUUAAGCCUUGAACCUUCCUCUGAUAAAGUUACUGGCGAACAAGCUCGUUCUGUUUUUCUGCAAAGUGGCUUAAAAAAGGUUGACUUAAAAAAAAUCUGGGAGUUAUGUGAUCUAGAUAAAGAUGGAAAGCUUACGCUUGAGGAAUUCUUUAUCGGUUGUAAAUUAAUUAACUUGAGGCGGAGAGGCUACCCGCUCCCAUCUUUACUGCCUUUUCCACUACGACCGAAAUCUUUUUGGUCUAACGAUAUUCCAAUCUUAACUGACGAAGAUUUUUUUCAGUACAAAAACGUCUUUAAUACUUUAGACACUGGCAAAGAAGGCAGAGUUUCAGGAUCUAAAAUGAGAGAUUUUGUAAAAGAUUCUAAAGUGCCCAAAGAAAUAUUAGCGGAGAUCUGGAAUUUAUGCGAUGAGAAUAAAAAAGGUUCAUUAAAUCUUUCCGAAUUCAUUGUUUGCCAGCAUUUAGUGACUGCUGCAGAGUUUGGCUGUCCAAUUCCAAAGUCUCUUCCUAAACAACUUUCUCCUGAACACUUAGAAAAAACAAAGUUGGAAGCUGGCCGGCAGUAUAUUGUUUUUAACGAAGAAAAAGAGUGUUUUAUGGAAGCGCAGAAGGAAUUGGAAAGAAGAAGAAAAGAAUUACAACGACAAGAACACGAAAUUAAUGAAGAACUGAAAAAGAGUCAAGUGACGGAAGAACUACGUUUAAAAAAAUUAAGUGAACAGAGAGAAAUGGAGUUUAGAAGGCAGAUAUUAUUAAAUAAGCAACGUGAACAAGAACAGCAAAUAAUAAAUGCCCGAAAACUUGAUGCAUUACGUAAACUUAAUAACUCGCAAACACAAAUCCAACGACUACGUAGCCAACUGGAGCAUGUUAUCGGAAACCGAAAAGAAUCAGAAAGGAAAAAAGAAACUGUUGAACUUCGUCUGAUUCGACUACACAAAAGCCAUCAAGAACUAUGCACGGCCAACUUAGACUACUUAAGGCAGUGCGAGGAACUUUCCUUAGCAGUUAAGAAUUUGAAAGCGGAAUAUAAAGACUUAUGCAACGAAUUUACUAGACUACAAAAUAACAAAAAAAGUUUAUCUUCUGGAACUUUUUCUUACCAAAAAGGAACUGGGAAUGUAGAGAAGCACCUCGAAGAACACAGUUUAAAGGUGAAAUAUUAUUAUGAAAAUAUUAAAGAGUUGGAAAGUUCACUUUCCUUAAGUGAGAAAAGACUCAAUCAAAAAAAAAUUAUAGUUAAAGAAAAACAACGUGACUUGGAGCUGCUUAGCCAACAGCUGGAACGAGCGCUUGAAAAACGCAAAGAUCUUGAAGAUGAUAGGUCUAACUAUUCUGCAUAUCGCAAUAAGCAUAAGAAGAGCAUUAAAAAAAGUACGCUUCCUGAUAGCAAUAAAAAUUACGGUUCUGCUUUAAAAGAGCUGGAAAGUCAGGUUAAAAACAGAAGUACUAGAAAAUUACAAAAUGAAAAGAAAAAAGCCCUGCUAAAUCCGUUUCAAGACGUCCGAGAGGAAGAAGGAUUGUUUCAAGGCAUCGAGUCAAUAAGUUGGAGUAAUCCAUUCGACCAAUACGCUUCUAAACCUUCCUCGCCUACGCCUUCUUCUACUGCCAUCCCACGUGACUCAUCAGACUCCCACGCGGACUCGCCUUCCUCCAAUAGGUCACAUGAGACCGACUUACUAGAAAAACAAAAUUCUGGUGAGAUUUAUACUGCAAUUGGCGACUAUCACUCGAAAUUUGGUACCGAUAUAUCAUUCAAAAAGGGAGAUACCGUAAAGGUAAUUGAGAAGAAGAACAACGAUUGGUGGUUUGGAGUUGUGCGAGACAAGAAUGGUUGGGUCCCAGCCAAUCGUCUCUCGAGAUCCAGCAGUCUAGCGGAAAGCGAUGGUCGGUUGUCCUUCUCACAGCUCGAUACUGACAAUUAUCAUUCAGAGAGGGCUCUGGAUACGUUUCCGGCACAUGGCACUCCACAUGAAAGUGGUGCUGGCGGUGAUAAUCAGUUUUCUAAAACGUUAUCUUGUGAGGAGAAUGCACUGACCGCUAAAGCCAUUCGCAAUUUUUUUCCUGGUGAUACUUCUGAAAUCCCACUACGAAAAGGCGACAUUAUUCUCGUCACCAACACACACACGCCGAACGAAGAACUCUGGGAGGGAAUAGUUUACGAAAAAGGGCGCCAAAGCGCGCGUGGUCUUUUCCCCAAAAGUUGCCUCCAGCUUUUAUCCCAAAGCAAUACAAAAGGCCGUGAUUCUCGUUGCGCUACUCUUUAUAACUACCACAGCGAAGAUCCUGCAGACUUGCAUUCCGAAGAAGUUUUAUAGAAAUGCGAUAUUAUUAAUAUUACUGAAAAGAUUGAUGAAAAUAUUGGAUGAAAGGUUUUGUAGAUGGCUAAACUUUUAUAUGAAUGUUUCCC
This is a messenger RNA of Zophobas morio, 2510 nucleotides long. RefSeq names its product intersectin-1-like. The transcript has 28 exons. The record is from RefSeq and is a predicted model, not a curated record. Gene Ontology annotation, biological process: endosomal transport; endocytosis. The coding region runs from base 31 to 2418 and encodes 795 amino acids. Lineage: Eukaryota; Metazoa; Arthropoda; Insecta; Coleoptera; Tenebrionidae. Gene Ontology annotation, molecular function: calcium ion binding; protein binding. Gene Ontology annotation, cellular component: plasma membrane; cytoplasm.